Messenger RNA from Plodia interpunctella (Indianmeal moth), 3319 nucleotides. Its product is annotated as zinc finger protein 845-like. The coding region runs from base 647 to 2923 and encodes 758 amino acids. The transcript is spliced from 2 exons. Gene Ontology annotation, molecular function: chromatin insulator sequence binding. The record is from RefSeq and is a predicted model, not a curated record. Gene Ontology annotation, biological process: regulation of transcription by RNA polymerase II. Lineage: Eukaryota; Metazoa; Arthropoda; Insecta; Lepidoptera; Pyralidae. Gene Ontology annotation, cellular component: chromosome.
GCUGUCAAAAUCUGGGCUUGAAAUAGGAUUUUGUUGCUUUCCUUCCUUUCUCUAAAAAUAAAUCUUUUUUAUUGUGAAUUUCGAAAUAAUUUGAAUAAGAUAGGUAUCUCAAAUUCAUUUACCGGAUAGUGGUUACUUUUAGAAAGCAAAUAUUUUCUACGUCGUUUUCCGUUUUCAUCAUAAUAGUGAGUUAUAAAAAAGUUUAUAUCCCUGCUACUGCUACAAAGUUCCGGUAUUCAAGACAUGAAAUAAUUCAUUGUUUAUAUGAAGUUAUCAUCAUUCCAGAACCAGAUGGAAGUUCUACAGCCGCUUCUCCAAAAUUGCAUUUCUAGUAUUAUAUUUGUACCAUGAGGCAGAAUCUAGAUAAUGAAGAAAACUUCAUGUUAUGAUUUACAGAAUUAUUUUACAUACUUAUACUUUUGUAAAUAUGAAGAAUUAGCACCAACUACUUGCAAGUCAAUUUUUUAAUUGAAUGAAAAAAUCUACUUAUAUUUUCCAUCUAACCACAGAUCAGAAAUUCUGCUCUUUGCAGCCAUUUUGAAUCGCCCAUUGAAUAUUGAAAUACCUCCAAUGAGAUUCCUUCAAUUACCCUCAUCAUAAAUAAUCAUUGUUAAAAAAAAAAAUUCUAUCAUAACACAGCCUAAAAAUGAAUAACCCAGACUUUGUUUGCGAUUACUGCAGCCGGACUUUCACAAGGAAAUAUAAUCUCCAAACACACAUUCAAAACUGCCAUUUGAAUUCUUCGUGCUACUGCGAAAUAUGCCACAUGACUUUUGGCAGUCCGUCCGGGCUAGGACUCCACCUGUACAGAGGGCACAACAGGUUCGACCAACCAUACCCCGAGUGCGAUAUUUGCGGACGAAUCUUCACAAGAAAACAGAACAUAGUCUCUCAUAUGAUGACUGUACAUCUACAAGGCUUAGGCCCACAGAUAAAGUGUCAAUUAUGCCAGAAAAUAUUCACGACUGAACGCAACUUGAAGAGGCAUAUUAACGUUCUUCAUAACACUGUUUCGAUCAGCUGUGGUGUAUGUCAAAAAGUCUUCAAGGAGAGGAAACGGCUGAACGAACAUAUGCAUUCGCAUAAUAUUAAGAAUGUGCAGUGUCCAAUGUGUGACAAAGCUUAUACGAGCAACGCGAAUUUAAAGAGACACGUAGAAAUGUACCACGGGGAAAAAGAAGAAUUUAAAUGCAGUAUCUGUCCCAAAAUAUACACUUCCAACCAAAGUCUUAGAAGACAUAUGCGGACGCGACACAGAAGCGACAGCAAUGAUGUGUUGUGUUGUGAUUAUUGUGAUUUCAGUACUGUUGGCAAAGAGAACAUGGAUACCCAUGUGUCAAGCUACCACAAUGUUUAUGAACCCGAAAACACCUGUGCUUGUCAAACUUGCGGGUGCAGUUUCGUUAGUGAAUCUAUAUUGCGACAACACAUCAAAACUGAGCACUCGUUUGAUACGUUCUAUAAAUACUGCAAAGAUUCCCUAUUGAAAGACGUGGGAGGGCGACCGAAGCAUGUGUUUUUGAACUGCGAAUUUUGUUCAAACACUUACAACAAUAUAUACGAGCUGAAACACCAUUUGCGUAAUGUACAUGACAAGGAAUACCGUCUGACAACUUGUAAUGUAUGUUUUGGGAAAUUCUACACGGAAGAGACGAUCGCCGCUCAUAGGAAGAUCUGUGUCCCCCCUCCGGAUGUUAACGCGUGUACUCACUGCGACAAAUUGUUCACAGACAUAUCGAGUUUAGAAUUUCACAUCAAAAUCUUUCAUCCGCAAGCUCAUAUCGCGGACUCGAACAUUACUUCAACAAGAGACGACACAUUAGAAGGAAAUUUCAAAUGUAACCAAUGCGAAAGAGUGUAUUACAGUGAUAGAUCGCUGAAGCACCAUAUUAAGCUGAGGCACACCACUAUCGAGGCGGUGGAAUGCGAGAUUUGCUCGAAAAUGUUCAACAAUAAAUAUUAUUUGGCGUUUCAUAAGAAAAACGUGCACAGUCACGUCGCGUGGUCGAAAUGCGAUUACUGCGACAAGCAGUUUAAAUCCAAAAGGUACAUACGGAGACACAUCAAAUACACCCAUUUGGGUAUGCAAAGAUACAAGUGUAUUGAAUGUGAAACUCUGUUUAAAGAGAAGAAGAGUUUACGUAAACACGUCAGGUCCAAGCACCCAGAUUCUACAGCGUUUCAACAAUGCCACAUCUGUCACAAAAGAUUCGAGUCCGCCAAGUCAUGUAAAAUACAUUUGAAGUUACUACACUCGUUCAAUAUGAACACCUAUCCUUGUGACUUGUGUUCCGUAUCAUUCAGCUCGAACGAAGCGCUAACAAUACAUUUAAAAACAAAACAUUUGUCCGACGAUACCAUUUUCAAAUGCAAAGAGUGCAAUUCCGUUUUUAAAGGAGAUGAAAAGUUUGAGAAGCACAAGGAGUUUUGUAAUAUCUUGCCGAGUAUGAAAAAGGCGUUGCCCCGUUGUAUAAUCUGUAUGAAAGAUUUCAGCACUAGGGAAACUCUGAAGCGGCACAUAAAAAACUUCCAUCCGGAAUUUGAUCCGGACGAAUUGGCUAACUAUGGAAGUGAACGUCGUGUGUUCAAUAUAGACUGUGAAGAUUGUAUAAAAAAUUUCCAAGAAGACGUUUACUUCGAGGUAUACCAACGGUCCAAACAAUCGAACGACGCUUUUAUAUUUAAGUGCGAAUUUUGCAAAUCAACGUACAACUCUUUCGAUUAUUCGAUACAGAGAUACAAGUUGAUGAAUUCCGAUAGUUGCCAGAGUAAAAUGAUCCUUAGUGAAUUGUGUACGACGGAGAUGAGUGGGGAUGAAGAGUUGGGAUUCGGUUCUCUCCACGAGUUGGUGGAGCCUGAGAGCACGACUAAUGAUAAUUCAGAAGAGAUGCCUGUAGUAAAGAGUGAGCCAAUAUCACCUUAGGUUAAGAAUCCCUUUACUAUUUAUAAAAUUAUAGCUCCCGAGUAAAAACAUUAUAAAUUUAACAGCUAAACAUUCCUCUUGAAGCCUCUGUUUAAAAAAAAACAACAGUCACUUCCCGCUUUUUUUAUGUAUGCUUAGAUCUUAGAUCUUUAAAACUAGGUACGCAACGGAUUUUGAUGUGAGUUUUUAAAUAGAUUUAUUGGUUGAAGAGGAACUUUUAGUUGUAUAAUUUGCUAUGGUUUUGAAGCCGGGACAGGCCGUAAGUAAGUAUUAUAGCAAUCACGUAUCACUGGUUGAAACGUAAACCUUAAAAUAAUUUAUUAAUUAAGAUACAUACAUACCUAUAUUUUGCACAAUAUCUAUUUGAAUACCUAUCAAUAAAGUGUAUUGGAAAUA